Leptopilina heterotoma is the source of this 1574-nucleotide messenger RNA. RefSeq lists its product as uncharacterized. NCBI's taxonomy places the organism in Eukaryota, Metazoa, Arthropoda, Insecta, Hymenoptera, Figitidae. The transcript is spliced from 2 exons. Bases 193 to 1134 code for a protein of 313 amino acids. The record is from RefSeq and is a predicted model, not a curated record. Gene Ontology annotation, molecular function: DNA binding. Gene Ontology annotation, biological process: DNA integration; DNA recombination.
ACGACAAUCUACAUCAAGACCCAACGAUUUAAACUGGAAGGGCCCUCCGAAGAGGAGUUACACGAACCCCAGGAGGGGAGGGCUACAACCAUAUCGGACAAUGCGCAACCAACAACAGAGGAAUUAAAGAAAAACACAUCCCCUUCACGAAACACUUACCCUGGUGGUAGGACACUUGUCAGGGAGGCUUUCAUGAAGAGAGGAGCAUCCGAAGAAGCAGCCGACGUCUUGCUGGCCUCAAUCUCCGAGGGAACGUUGAAGCAAUACGAGAAACCGAUCGAGUCGUGGUGGUAUUACACUCAAGAGCACCGCCUCCAAAUACACGAAUGCUCUACCUCAUCAGCUCUAGACUUCUUUACAGAAAUCUUUCACUCGGGAAUUUCAUAUAGUACAUUAAAUAUCUACAGAGCGGCAAUAUCGCUUCUUACGGCAAAUCAAUUGGGCAAAGACAAUAUCGUUUCGAGAUACUUUAAAGGGGUCUCCUCGAUAAAUCCACCGAAACCGAAAUAUGAAGAGACAUGGGACCCUCAAGUAGUUCUAACUUAUCUGCAAUCACUAGGUGAAAAUGAAAAACUAUCUUUAGAAAUGAUAACAAAAAAAUUAGCGACAAUAUUAGCACUAAUAUCAGCACAAAGAGUGCAAACGUUAGCAGCUAUUGAACUAAACAACAUCAACACGGGGGUCGAGCCAAUACAAAUAAAAAUAACAUCGAGAAUAAAAACUACAGGACGCAAUAGGUUCCAACCGAUUUUAGAAGUCCCAACAUUUCCAGACAACAAGGUACUGUGUGCAGCAACAAUAUUAAAGAAAUAUAUCGAGAAAACAAGAGAGAUACGUGCAGUUUCUAAGGAAGAAAAACUCUUCCUGACUUACAAAAAACCGCACCACGCAGCUACUACACAAAGUAUUAGUAGAUGGAUAAAAGACGUGCUGAAUGAAAGCGGAAUAGACACGGAAACCUUUUCCACACACAGCACCAGGCACGCUGCGACAUCAGCAGCAGCGCGCAGAGGAGUCAACCUGGAAACCAUCCGCAAGGCAGCAGGAUGGACACCUAAAUCGUCAGUAUUCGCCAAAUUUUACAAUCGUCCAAUUACAAAGAAAUCAAUAUUUUCAGAGGCAAUACUGCAAUAAAAACGAGAUGAUUCUAUUCUUUUUUCUUUAUAUUCCAUUUCUUCAUUUAAUUACUCUAAUUAUAUUCGGAAAUUUGUUUCAUUAUCUUGUUCAUAAUAAAUACAAUUUUAUUAAAUAAAAAAUAAUGUAAACGGAGAAUAGAGUAAAUCACUUCAUCACUCUAAACAUCUACAUAAUUUUGAUCUUGAGGACGAGGCAGCGAAGUACAAUUAAUAAAUUGAACGAACUUACCCUAAGUGAAGUUCAAUUGUAAUUGUAUGAGCUGCCUCGUCCGAAGAGAUCAAACCCUCCCGUCCCUUGACUACCAUCGAAGUCCCCAAAAAUAACAAGUGAUUUACUUUAAACUUUAAAAAUGUAAUGACAGGAAGCGGAAGAGUAGGAAGCGACACAUAUAAGUGGCGCUAAAAACUUUAGAAUUUGAAAUACUGUGGCGGAACAAA